Molecule: messenger RNA, 872 nt
Organism: Trypanosoma grayi
Lineage: Eukaryota; Euglenozoa; Kinetoplastea; Trypanosomatida; Trypanosomatidae
Product: ATP-binding cassette transporter ABCA1
Exons: 1
Source: RefSeq, a predicted model, not a curated record
AUGUCUUCUCUCAAUAGCCGUUGGGCUUUUAAACGGUCCUCUUUGGUGGGAAUUCCGCCGGUCGCGGGUAGCACGAUUUCUCGGAAUGACGCACUGAAUGCCAACCGUAGAAAUAUUAGGCGUUGUGAGACAGGCCUUACUCCUCGGGUCCAGGUGGGGGGGGCAUCCACCGCGUUCUCUACGCACGCUGUGCUGGAGUCGUCGUUCAAGGAUCAGUUUCUGGCGGUCGUUGAGCGAGUGUUUCGCCAGAGUAUGCGGCAGAAGGUUGAACUUCUUUUGGAGUUGUUGGUCCCGCUUAUCUUCGUCGCCGUAACCGUGAUUCUGUGGUCUUUGUGGGGCACAGAAUAUUUCGACGAGGUAAAUUAUAUUCACUAUUCCGACCUCUCCGUGUGGCUUGACCCGGCGCUGUACAAGACGUACGUGUGCUCCAAGGCGGAAGGCGGGGUGCCUGGGCUGAAGACUUGCAUUCCUAAUUCCAAGUUGGACUGCUCUGGGGACGAGAGUACGUUGCCGUAUAAAGGCAUCUGUGUUUAUGAAACUCUUGGUAUACCAGCCCUGGUGCAGGGUUUUCUGAAUUCCCUCACUGGCUACCUCGGCAUUAUUCCGACACUUGAUUCCCUUAUUAUGUUCCAGUGGCUGGCGCGCAAGCUCAACAAGGGAGGACCAUCGAUUUCUGGCUUAUUUCCCAACACGCGUGAGUCCGCCAUUCAAUGCUCGGGCCUGCUGCACUUUGUCGGUGACCCUGGAACCAUCAACGGCAUCAUAAAUCAUUUCAAGAAGGAUUCCGUAUACUUCGCCGAUGUCGAAGGUAGUGUUUUUGCCACGCUGGAGGAGGCAGAGGAGGCGGCUCGGGAAAGUUCCAAGACUUGGGG